Molecule: messenger RNA, 974 nt
Organism: Vitrella brassicaformis
Lineage: Eukaryota; Vitrellaceae
Source: the annotation of a GenBank genome assembly
GUGGAAUAGAAGAUGUCGACGUGGUGCCACGUUGCGCUCCUAGUGAGUCACCACAGACUUGCGCGUGCCGCAAGAGCCCUGGAUGAUGCACGUGAGCCAGCACCGCAGACGCGGCCGGCUCGUUGUGACCACAGCAUAUGGUUGGUGGGUGUAUGAAUGUUCCUUCCAACCAGCACUCGGGUUAAUGAGCCUGCAUGGACAACGGCGAGAAGGCCAGCCCGAGCUCCUGCUCGUUGACGCCCCUCGGCAAGUUGCGGAUCAGCAGCGCACACGGCCUAGCGGCGCUUUGUGACCACACCCUGCCGCUUGCCCGCCCGGGGUGGCGACGGACAGCAGGCCCUGUGGUGGUGGUGGGUGCCGCGGCCAUGCUGGCGGAGGGGUCGUAGGGGCGGUUCACUGCAGUGCUGGCGUCCAUCCCUCGUCCCCUCACCCUGCCGCACCGCAUGCAGCCGGCAGUCCUUCCGCAGCUGCGAUGCGCCGCUCACUCAUUCACAAGAUGCAUCCACCUGAGCAGGCAACAGCCCAUGGGCAACAGCCAUACAAGAGUGAUGUGGGCUCAUCUCCUGACUGCUCACCGGGCAGAGGAGAGUGAUGCUGGUUGGAACCAAGCAGCAGUGUGAUGGAUGUCGCUCGUAAAGAAGACCUUGACGUCCGACAAGAUGAGGGCUGAUGCCUUGAUGGUCCGCUCACAUUGAUUUCCAAGGCAGUAGCCAACUCAAGAGCCAACUCGUCAUGGUCCUCACAACCGCGGAUGACUGCAAACAGGAGAGAAUAGAGGCGUGACUGCGUCCUGUCCAUCCUCCUUGCCCAGAGUCCCUACCUGUGUGAGCUCGGACCUUUCCUCUUUCCCUCCCCUCCUCCCCCGUGCGAGCUAAGCUGAAAAAGCUCGCAAUCGCGACGAGGUGCUGGAGAACCUGAAAGGCUAUCUGCCAUCCAGCGACACGUCCACUGAUCGUCUGCAGCUGCAGCGUGUC